GAAGCAAAAUAUUUUACCAUCACCAUAUAAACCUGAGAGGUUCGACCAGCCUGACGAAGCAUUGUCGUGGUUAAAGACAUUUCAAAUCUUAAACGACAAACGUCUGCCUCAGGUAGUCACAGAAAUUGACCUAUUUGGUAGUUAAAUACUAUCUUGUAGUUAAUUACUAAUUAAUAGUUAACUAUUUUAAAUGCAUGUUCUUUGUAGUAGAUUCUCACCAGCCAUUGGUUGUCAGUGUACUAUAGCGGUCUUGAAAUGCACGUCCUUUGUAGUCUAGUGUAGUGGUCUUAAAAUACACGUCCUUUAUGGGUAGAUUUUCGCUUGUCUAAAUUUUAAACUGUUGGUUUUCAGUGUACAGUAGGUGUGGUCUUGAAAUACGCGUCUUUUGUGGUAGAUUCCCACCAGUCUAGACUUCAAACUGUUGGUUCUCAGUGUAGGUAGUGGUCUUAAAAUACACGUCCUCUGUGGUAGAAUAAUAGAUUGUCGCUUGUCUAAACUAUCUUCAAACUGUUGGUUCUCAGUGUGCAGUAGGUAGUGGUCUUGAAGUACACGUCCUUUGUGGUAGAUUCUCGCUUGCGUAGACAUCAAACUGUUGGUUCUCAGUGUACAUAGUAGGUAGCAGUCUUGAAAUACAUGCACGUCCUCUGUGGUAGAUUCUUGCUAACCCAUUCCAAACUUUAAUAUACCAAAGUUCGUAUUUGACAUUUGUUUCCCAUUGUAACCAACAGGUUAAGACGACAAAAGAUUACAAAGUUGGCCAGAAAAUAUCUAUUGAUGCCGGAAGCUCUAUUUCUGCUGUAAUUAACCAGGUAUAUGCACUCAUUCUUUCAUAUCCAGUUUUAAAAGGCAAAAGUAGACUCGUACACUGAUGGUAUAUACUUGAUUAACAGGCGUUUCAUCGACCUAAUUUUGCCACCGAUGCUGUCGGAAUCACAGUUAGAGAAGUACAACGCCUAAGUAGUCAGUAAGUUUUGCUAUAGUAAUAAUUCAGAACGGCAAAUGUUGUGAAGAUAUGAAAUAAUUUGUGUCAUUCAUACCAGGCGAUAUGAAAACACGGAAAAGGACUGGCACUAGUUGCCAAAUAGAAAUCCAUUUUUCGAUUACAGUCAAUUUCAGCUGACUUUUCAUCGUAAGAUUCCGAACUUCGUUCCGAACUUCACAAAUUCGUUGCCAAGUUCAAAAGUUCAUAAUGAAAUUCACAAACAGGUUUGUAAACGGGGCAUUUCAUUGGCUGGUUUGAUUUAAUAGCCAAUCAGAGGCUUUGUUUACAAACCUGUUUGUGAAUUUCAUUAUGAAUUUUUGAACUUCGCAACGAAUUUGCGAAGUUCGGAACGAAGUUCGGAAUCUUACGAUGAAAAGUCAGCUGAAAUUGACUGUAAAACUACCAAAUUUCUCCUUAAAUAUACUUUACUUUAUUCCCAAAUUUACGGUGUAGAUUUAUAACCCUCGUUAAUAAACAUAAUUACAAAGUUUCAGCGAGUUUCAUAAAGAAAAGGCAAAGAUCUAAGCGAUUAAAAACAGCAAAAUGGAUUUCUAUUCUGUUGCUAGUUCCAGACUUUUUGCUCAUGGCCAGAUCAGCUAGUACUUAUUUUCAAGCCAAAAUUAACUUGCUUGCCAAGAACAACAGUAAGAGUUCGACAAGUUAAGCACGUUUUCCACGUCACCAUUUCCAUUUUGCUCGCCGCCCCGCGCUCGAUUACAUUAAAACAACAUUUCCAGUUCACUUUUUAUGCAUUACUCUGAUUCUCCAUCUAACCUACGAGUCCUGGACUAGGGUACAUUUUGAUUUACGUUGGACAAAGCUACAGUUACGUCGGACACCAAUUCACUCGGGUCGGACAAACAAUAAACCUCAGUUUCACUUAGGUCGACAGAAUGUCCAGUGGUUUCUACGUCGGACAAUUUCACGAAUGGGUCGGACAAUGUCCGUGUCCGCCCGAUAUUUUAAGGCCAAUGUUAAGAUAACUGCAUAUUGCAGAAAUCCAACCUUGGUCGCACGGUAACUAAAGAAUCACGAUAAAAUGAUGACUGGCCUUUCUUAAUAUUUUAUUUCAGAAUUCCUGUUCUCUUUGCGACAGAUGAAUUCAAUGGUCUGUUCUGGAAAACGUCUCUUAAAAAUCCUGAAACGAAUGAUUGGUUAAAGCCACAAGACCUGAGCAUGGUCCAUCAUUUCGGAAAACUAUUCAAACAGAAUUCGUCUUUG
This is a messenger RNA of Paramuricea clavata, 2203 nucleotides long. NCBI's taxonomy places the organism in Eukaryota, Metazoa, Cnidaria, Anthozoa, Malacalcyonacea, Plexauridae. The record is from the annotation of a GenBank genome assembly.